AUGUUAUCAGGUGUGUAUCAGCUUCCUUGUAUCGAGGGUUCUGGAGAAUUCCUUGUCGAUAAGAAGGAGCAAGGUUUGGUACAACUGAGGGAUCUGAACAAAAUUAGGGGAGAGCUUUCUGUUAGGUUUCUGGAGAAUGUAAAAAACAGGGAGGAGGCUGCAAAGUCUCAUCUAGACUUGAAGGAGCACAUCUCUAAGUUGGAGCUAGAAUGGGGAUCAUGUGAUGGUGCUCAUGAUAUGGACAAGGGCUUUGAGGUGCUUGAUGUAUUAAAGCCACACCGCAAUCUUGAUGACCUAACUAUCAGUGGGUACCCAAGUGUCAAGUCUCCUUCUUGGCUGGAGUCUGAUUGGCUGAGAAGAUUGAAAUUGAUUUGCCUACGAGAUUGUAAUAGAUGGGAGGUCCUUCCACCUUUAGGGGAUCUCCCCUUACUCGGUACUCUUGAAGUGCGGCGAAUGGAAGAACUAAAAGCACUCAGCCAGGAAUUCUUUGGUCAUGCUGGAUUCCCUUCUCUGGAAAGAUUGCUUCUGGAACGCCUACCUAAAUUGGAGUGGUGUCUUGUGGACAAUGAUAAAGUGUUACAGAAUCUCAGACAUCUCUCUGUUGCUGGCUGUCCACGGCUCAGAUCAUAUCCUACCCAUCCUCGUACACUCAGACAUAUAGCUGUACUUGACAAGGAAAAAAUCCAUUUUAAGCUUCAGAUUGACAGUUUUGAACUAUCAAGGUCAUUUUGUCACCUGGUAUCAAGCUCCUUCCAUGUCUUGCGCUCUCAUCACCUAGAGUCUAUAGAAGAUAUGGAGAUCUAUGUUAACUGUUUGGUACACAUGCCCAUGAUAGUCUUUCACAAUAUGAAAUCACUCAAAAAGUUAAAAAUAUUUGGCAUUGAUGAGCAGAAUAAUUGCUCAGUGAUUACCACACUGUUGGGUGAGAACGGAUGUCCUGUGCUUCCUUUGUCACUUAAAUGCCUUGCAUUAGAAAAGUGCUACCUGCAACCAUCCUCUUUCUCCAAGUUAUUGAAUAAUCUUUCAUCUCUUGAAACAAUACGUCUAUCAAAAUGUGGCUCUCUUGAGAUACCGAGUCUACCGACUACCGGUAAGUCUGCACCUAUUGAGGAUGCUGAAACGGUUGGACAUUUAUAUUUGUGA
Messenger RNA from Triticum turgidum subsp. durum (durum wheat), 1143 nucleotides. The record is from the annotation of a GenBank genome assembly. NCBI's taxonomy places the organism in Eukaryota, Viridiplantae, Streptophyta, Magnoliopsida, Poales, Poaceae.